AUGAAGGCCUUACUUGGGGUAUUGGUAGUGAUGGGAAAGCAUGUUUUACCAAGUUUUAGGUUCUACUGGUCAGUUGAUGCUGAUUUUGGUGUGCCGAGAAUUUCUAAGGUAAUGUCACUGAAGAGAUUUCUCAAAAUUAGGAGAAACCUUCACAUCAAUUAUAAUGAAAAUAUGCCAGAAAGAGGUAACCGAGACUUUGACAAGUUGUACAAGUUUUUCAAUCCUAGUCGAUACUUGUUUGUAGACGAGUACAUGGGAGGUUUCAAAGGUAGGUCCUCUUUGAAGCAAUAUAUUCCCCUGAAGACUGUCACACAUGGGUUCAAAGUAUGGGCACUGUCUUGUGCAGUUACAGGGGUUUUAUUAGCAUUUGAGGUAUAUGAAGGCUAUACCAUUGUUCCAAAAUCUACUUUCACAUGCCUGUUUGCAUGUGGAACUAUGCAGACAAAUAGAAAAUUUUAUCCAAAACAUAUUUUGUGCAAAGACACUGAUUUACAAAUGGGAGAGAUUGAUUUUGCUGCAGCAGGAGAGGUAACAGUCUGUAAAUGGAAGGAUAGAGGCAAAAAAUGUGUUGUAAUUGGGUCAAAUAUGCACAAUCUAAGGGCAUGUACAGUUGUCAGAAGGAGGAAAAAGUCAGUGGAGAAAGAAGAAAUUCCAUGCAUUUUGUGUAUACAUGAAUACAACAAAUACAUGGGGGGUGUCAACCUGUUAGACCUACUUAUGUCUUGCUACUCUAUAUCCUGGAAGUCUAGGAAAAGGUGGAUGAAACCAUUCUACUUUGUCAUAGAUUCUGCUAUUGUGAAUGCAUACAUUAUAUACAAGACAACUAUGCAACUGUCAACAUGUAGAGAAAAGCCAAUGACACAUUUGAGGUUCCGUAGGUCGCUUGCAGAUGAGCUGAUUGGAAGUUAUUGCAGUAGAGUUCAGAAAGGGAGAAGACCAAAUGUUGUAUCAGAUGUAGUUGCAGAAGGUGUGCUUAGUGCAGCACAGAGAAAGCUGUCAAAUGGUCUAACAUUACCUGCAAAAUCUGUGAAGUGGUAUUGA
Messenger RNA from Schistocerca cancellata (South American locust), 1041 nucleotides. Its product is annotated as piggyBac transposable element-derived protein 4-like. The record is from RefSeq and is a predicted model, not a curated record. Lineage: Eukaryota; Metazoa; Arthropoda; Insecta; Orthoptera; Acrididae. The transcript is spliced from 4 exons. The coding region runs from base 1 to 1041 and encodes 346 amino acids.